Messenger RNA from Vollenhovia emeryi, 1944 nucleotides. RefSeq names its product CAAX prenyl protease 1 homolog. Lineage: Eukaryota; Metazoa; Arthropoda; Insecta; Hymenoptera; Formicidae. Gene Ontology annotation, biological process: CAAX-box protein processing. Bases 243 to 1574 code for a protein of 443 amino acids. The record is from RefSeq and is a predicted model, not a curated record. Gene Ontology annotation, molecular function: metalloendopeptidase activity. Gene Ontology annotation, cellular component: endoplasmic reticulum membrane. The transcript has 6 exons.
CCUUCAGAGUCAAUUCCCCGCGUCCAUAAGGGUAUUUUACGCUCCGUCCAGAUAUUUCCUACGUCCAUGGGAUGCAGCUACAGAUUGCUCCAAUCCUUCGCGGGCACCUUGAAAUACGUGUUCGCAUAAUUUAACCUUACUUCCUUACCUUUUGUUCCGCACGCGGACAACGCGACGCAGGGUGGUCGGCGAGCUGGCGGUGGAGCUGUAAAAUAAGAAUAUCUGGUUAACAUAUCAACGAAAUGGAGAUAGUUGUGAACUUUUGGGAGAGGCAUAUCCUCGAAUCGAUUUUAUGCAUGAUAUGGCUGUUAAACUUGUGGUAUUAUUAUUUAGACUUCCGUCAGAGAGCUCUGCUGAAGCGUUUGGUUGAUAUGCCAAAAUCGAUUGAGGGUUUGAUGACCAAAGAGACAUACGACAAGGCUCGUGCGUACGCAUUGCACAGAAAUACCUUUGGCAUUAUACAGGACAUAUAUUCUAAGCUUUAUAAUACGAUAAUCCUGGUAACUUUUGGCUACCACUACAUCUGGCAAAUGAGCAUUCAAAUAGCCAAGUACUAUGGUAUCAAUCAUGAGAACGAAAUAUUGCUGAGCGCGAUAUGGAUGCUCAUAAUGAGCCUAUUUUCCAACAUAUUCAGUCUGCCGAUAGCGAUAUACGACACCUUUGUCUUGGAGCAGAAGCACGGCUUUAAUAAACAAACAGCUAUGUUUUUCAUUAAGGACGAAAUUAAAAAGUUUGUUGUGGCUCAAGUUAUCACUUUACCUCUUCUCAGCGGUAUGAUCUGGAUUGUGCAAAAUGGUGGCAAUUAUUUCUUCUGGUACUUGUGGCUGCUAUCCGUAGUGGUCUCGUUAUUCAUGAUGAUCGUGUAUCCCGAAGUAAUCGCGCCGUUAUUUGACAAAUAUUCACCAUUGCCUGACGGCGAAUUGAAGCAGAAGAUCGAGGAAUUGGCGGCUUCCUUGAAAUUUCCCUUGUAUAAGCUGUUUAUAGUUGAAGGCUCCAAGAGAUCGUCACACAGCAAUGCCUAUCUGUACGGUUUCUACAAAUACAAGAGGAUUGUUCUCUUUGAUACGCUCAUCAAGGAUUAUUACAAGAAAUGCACCACUAACACCGAGAAAGAACAUGGUUGUGAUACAGAUGAAAUACUGGCGGUACUCGCGCACGAAUUGGGUCAUUGGAAACAUAAUCAUGCUGUGAAAGGAUUUCUGCUGAGCCAGAUAAUACUAGUAGCCAAUUUCGUUACGUUUGCCAAGCUCUUGCGGUACUCACCAAUGUAUACCGCUUUUGGCUUCGUCAAUUCUCAGCCCAUCAUUAUUGGCCUGUUUAUAGUAACAAUGUAUAUUUUGAUACCACUGAAUACGAUAUUGAAUUUUAUCAGCGUGGUGAUUAGCCGAAGAUAUGAAUUUGAAGCUGACAAAUUUGCCACGAAAUUAGGCCGCGGCGAGCCUUUAAAGGCAGCUCUGCUAAAAUUACAGAAGGACAAUUUGGGCUUUCCUUUAUUCGAUAAGUUGUACUCUGGUUGGAAUCACUCGCAUCCACCUACCCUUGAACGACUAGAAGCGAUAGAUAAAACUCAAUAAGGGACGAGUCUUUCACGUGACGCGAUUUUUGCAACUUUGAAGACGUAAAAAAUGAAGCCUAUAGCUUAUCGAUUAAGUUGUUGUUCGCGUUAUUUUGUUACAUAUUUUUUUAAAUUUAAUUAUUUUACUCUGGUUAAACGGACCUAAAUACAGGCCCGAGUCAAUUAUGCUUCCUGUUUAUUGUCAUAAUGCGAUUCUUGUUGUAAGAGUGUGUCUCUGCAAUCUUAUUAUAACAUCCAUCUUUUACAGUCCACUCCAAUUAAAUAAGAACUUUUAAUAGAGCUUUGCUAUCGAACGUUUUCAUACAAUAUAUAUAUAUACAAUAUAUAAAUCUAUUCCAGCAUUUAAUAUAUUUACGUAUAUAUGUAAA